GGGGCGGCGGCAACAGCGGCGGCAGGGGGAGGCGGCGGCCUGGCCUGGCCUGGCCUGUCAGGGCGCGGGCGGCGGCGGUCCAGCACCAUGUCCCUGCAGUAUGGGGCGGAGGAGACGCCCCUGGCCGGCAGUUACGGAGCAGCCGACUCGUUCCCCAAGGACUUCGGCUACGGUGUGGAGGAGGAGGAAGAGGAGGCAGCGGCGGGCGGCGGUGGUGGCGCGGGGGCCGGCGGUGGCUGCGGCCCGGGCGGCGCUGACAGCUCCAAACCAAGGAUCCUACUCAUGGGACUGCGGCGCAGCGGCAAGUCCUCCAUCCAGAAGGUGGUGUUUCAUAAGAUGUCACCCAAUGAGACUCUCUUUUUGGAAAGUACAAACAAGAUUUAUAAAGACGACAUUUCCAAUAGCUCCUUUGUAAACUUCCAGAUUUGGGAUUUUCCUGGACAGAUGGACUUCUUUGACCCAACCUUUGACUACGAAAUGAUCUUCAGGGGGACAGGAGCGUUGAUAUAUGUCAUCGAUGCACAGGAUGACUACAUGGAGGCUUUAACACGACUUCACAUUACUGUUUCUAAAGCCUACAAAGUUAACCCAGACAUGAAUUUUGAGGUUUUUAUUCACAAAGUUGAUGGUCUGUCUGAUGAUCACAAAAUAGAAACACAGAGGGAUAUUCAUCAAAGGGCCAAUGAUGACCUUGCAGAUGCUGGGCUAGAAAAGCUCCAUCUUAGCUUCUAUCUGACUAGCAUCUAUGACCACUCAAUAUUUGAAGCCUUCAGUAAGGUGGUCCAGAAACUCAUUCCACAACUGCCAACUUUGGAAAACUUAUUAAAUAUCUUUAUAUCAAAUUCAGGUAUUGAAAAAGCUUUUCUCUUUGAUGUUGUCAGCAAAAUCUACAUUGCAACAGACAGCUCCCCCGUGGAUAUGCAGUCUUACGAACUUUGCUGUGACAUGAUUGACGUUGUAAUUGAUGUGUCUUGUAUAUAUGGAUUAAAGGAAGAUGGAAGUGGAAGUGCUUAUGACAAAGAAUCGAUGGCCAUUAUCAAGCUGAAUAAUACAACUGUCCUUUAUUUAAAGGAAGUCACUAAAUUUUUGGCACUGGUUUGCAUUCUUAGGGAAGAAAGCUUUGAACGAAAAGGUUUGAUAGACUACAACUUCCACUGUUUCCGAAAAGCUAUCCAUGAGGUGUUUGAGGUGGGUGUGACUUCUCACAGGAGCUGCAGUCACCAGACCAGUGCCCCAAGCCUGAAAGCAUUGGCACACAAUGGCACACCACGGAAUGCCAUCUAGUCUGAAUCUCAGCAAUUGAGGCCCAGUGCCAGCUCACUCCUCACUCCAGGGUCAGAUGCCACGUGCAACAGAACACGGGAGCUGCUGCCUAUGGGAGUCUGGAGACGAUGGGGAGGUUUCUCAUGUAGACGAAAGCCCUUGAGCCAGCUCUGUGCACCUGAAGCUACUAUCUCUUUAAAAUACGGCACAAAAGAACUCUAGAGACCUCAGAACUCAGUGUGGCUUUCUCCUCUUUGGGUCCUACCUUAAAUAGUUGGGAUAAUUUGGACCUGGAGAUGAUACUGGUUAUCCAUCUUUACCAGUGAAUGUUGCUGUCAAUUCCAGCCUCCAACAGCAGGAAAACCGAGUUUAUCCGCUUCCCUUAGCCUUUCACUUAAGUAGCGUCUAAAGACCUUGCUUUGCUUACGUUCUAACACUGCCUCUCAGAGCUCAGAUCUCACUGUACCUCUCAGACCAUGGAAGUGCAUUAGCUUGCUGCCUCAGAAAAUGCAGCAAAGGAUGCUUCUGUGUUUGUCCUGAAGAAAAAAGGAGAUUCCUGUGUGGCGUCGGGGAGAGCCAGGCUCAGCAAGCAAGAGCCGCGUCAGCUUCCUGGCUGUGGUGAGGAAAAACUGAAAGGAGAGAAUUCCCACGCCGGCGUUUUGGGUAGCAGACGGAUGCAGUCUCCUCAUCUGAUUGUGAUCAUGCACAGUGUAACAAGGGAGUUGAAGACAGAAAGGUUUCCUUCCCAUAGUCCCCCAUGGUGAGGGGCAAACCCAUUAUGUCACUGAAGUACUUAGCUCACUUUUCUUUAAUUUUGAUGCCAUGCCUUUUAUUCUACACUAUGUAGGUUCUUUAAGAAUUGUUUUUGACCAUAGAUGACCCUAAGGCUCUGGUGGACUGUCCACUGUGGGUUGGAGGAAGCAUGUGGUGGGACAGUGUGUUACUCUACAUACCCUGUCUCCGGGAUUCUGACACCGAGUGUCAGCUGUGGUACUUUCCUUUGCCCGGGAUAUGAAUUCAUAAUUGUUUCUCUUGUUCAUGGCUGAUACCCUUCCCAUUGAUUUAGACUUACACAUUUUCUUUACUGCACAUGCCCAGUAGUCACAUUCCAAAGCCACUGGGCCACUUGAGUGCAUCAGUGCCGCUGUUGAAUAAUAUGUACUCAGGUCUGUAACCCAGCAGUGAGACUUGGAGUGCUUCCUGCAGAUGACUGACUGUUGAGUAUCUACAUGGACCAUGGUGAUAUCCAAAGGAAAAAUGCUUUUAUAUUUAUAGAUUUCAUUGAACUCUAUGUAAAAUGGGUAUCAAUAAAUGUAUUUACUCCAAAAACCGUU
This is a messenger RNA of Peromyscus californicus insignis, 2597 nucleotides long. It is a transcript of the gene Rragc, whose product is annotated as Ras related GTP binding C. The transcript has 7 exons. Lineage: Eukaryota; Metazoa; Chordata; Mammalia; Rodentia; Cricetidae. Bases 88 to 1284 code for a protein of 398 amino acids. Gene Ontology annotation, molecular function: GTP binding; GTPase activity. Gene Ontology annotation, cellular component: lysosome; Gtr1-Gtr2 GTPase complex; nucleus. The record is from RefSeq and is a predicted model, not a curated record. Gene Ontology annotation, biological process: positive regulation of TOR signaling; cellular response to starvation; cellular response to amino acid stimulus.